Messenger RNA from Calidris pugnax (ruff), 10495 nucleotides. RefSeq names its product human immunodeficiency virus type I enhancer binding protein 1 (gene HIVEP1). NCBI's taxonomy places the organism in Eukaryota, Metazoa, Chordata, Aves, Charadriiformes, Scolopacidae. The record is from RefSeq and is a predicted model, not a curated record. Gene Ontology annotation, molecular function: DNA-binding transcription factor activity, RNA polymerase II-specific; RNA polymerase II cis-regulatory region sequence-specific DNA binding. The coding region runs from base 227 to 8401 and encodes 2724 amino acids. Gene Ontology annotation, cellular component: nucleus. Gene Ontology annotation, biological process: regulation of transcription by RNA polymerase II. The transcript has 12 exons.
UGGCGGCGGAGGAGGGGGGCUCUGGCUUUUCUGCUGCUGUUGCUGCCGCCGCCGCCGCUCCGGCUGCCGCCCGGCAUAAAAAGUUCCCGCCGCGGCGGGCAGGAUGCGCGGCGGUGCCGCAUACGGAUUAACUGACCCCUUUGACAAGUUUAUGGAGCUGCCAUCUCUCUGCUUGCUGUGCUUUCCAUUUCUGAAAGGAGAAAGUGGUGUAUGAGAUUAGAGGAAAAUGCCUCGGACAAAGCAGAUACAUCCCAGAAAUCUGAGAGACUGGUGUAAAGAGGAGGAGGAAUUGAAGAGGUCCUACCUUCUCCCACCUCAACGCUGGUUCCCUGCGGCGUGUUGCCCUCCUCGCUCAUGUAUUUGCUGGUCCUGCGGUGGAAGAAGGAGCAGUACCCAGAAUAAAAUUGAAGAAGCACAAAAACAACUUAAUGGAACAGAAGACCAACAGAGAGAAAUCACUGAUGCUGGUACUAGAGGAACCCAAGAUACAAUUAAGGGUGUGAAAAGAAAAAAGAUUGUGACUGAAAACCAUCUAAAAAAAAUACCAAAAUCGCCUUUGAGGAGCCCUGCCGAAACCAAGGUUAAGCAAAAUGUAGACCCUUCGCUGCUAAAAGCUCUGCCGGAUGCCUCCGAACGCGCCGCGGCACAGGAUCACUCACCCGUGCAAAAUGGGAAUCAGUGCACCAAACAAAACGGGGGGGCGCUCAGCAGCGAGACGAGUGCUGAAACAACCAAAUCUGAGACAUCCACGCAGACAAAGCUUGCACUGACACAUCAGUCCUUAGAUUUGGGUAAACAGGCAGCGGAGGAUCCUGAUGCAAACCAACUGAGCUCACCAGAGAAGAAGUCUCUAUCAAACUCCUCAUCGAGUAAAACAAAGACUGACAGUAAUGAAUGUAUUAACUUUGCUGAUUGCAGUACAUCAUCCCCAUGUACACGUACUGCAUUCGAUGUCUUACUAAAAGCUAUGGAGCCUGAACUGAACACCUUAGCACAAGAGUGCCCCCCUUACGGGAUGCAGAUAGAGAAACUGAGACCAAAUAAAACUGUAAGCACCUCUUCUAGUCUCACCUCCAAUACGAUGAGCGUCCAAAAUCAGUCUGCUUUGUCACAGCGUGAGUUUGCAGCUGGACCUCACUACUACCCGUGUGCGCUAAACAAUGUGCAUGUAGCAACAACCACCAAAACUGGACAAGCACAAGGCCAGUCAGUUUCUCACUCACAAGACCUUAUUACAAAAACCGGUCAACAAAAUCACCAGGUUGUUAUGUGUCCAAGUUUCACGAGACAGCUGGUGCAGCAGCAGAGUCAAGAAAGCCCCAAGGUGCAGCAGAUGUACAGCAUAGCAGUAACUUCGUCUGUCGUUCACACCUCAUCUUCCACUGUAACUCAGGUUUUUCCGCAAAGCCAGUUGGUAGCUAGUUCGUCUUCGCCUUUGUCAAUUAGCACAUCGAGUUCAACACACUUGUCUAUAGGUCCCAUGUAUAAUUCAGCCCAGAUAGCAUCAGUUGUAAACCAUGGUGUAGAACAAAUAUGUAACCUCCUGAAAGACCAGAAGCCUAAAAAGCUAGGGAAAUACGUCUGUGAGUAUUGCAAUCGGGCCUGUGCCAAGCCCAGUGUUCUCCAAAAGCACAUCCGGUCCCAUACUGGAGAGCGACCCUAUCCUUGUGUGACGUGUGGGUUUUCGUUUAAAACCAAAAGCAAUCUGUACAAGCACAAAAAAUCUCAUGCACAUGCUAUCAAACUUGGACUUGUCCUACAACCAGAUUCGAGUGGCCUCUUCUUAUCUCAUGACUCGGACAAAGCACUUAGCAUUCAUUCAGAUGCGGAAGAAAGUGGUGAAAGUGAAGAUGAAGGCACUGCUGAUGAAAGACAAGAUGACCAAGAACUGGAACCUACGCAAAUAGUGAAAGUCAUUUCGAGUGCAGAAACGUUGCGGAAAGAAAGCCCUAUUCCAUUAAGCAACCCAGAUUGCAUCCCAGGUGACUCUUCAUUACAUGAUACAGAACCUCAAGUAAGGGCAGCUUUACCAAAAGUAGUGGUUCAUCCUGUAAAUGUUUCUCCGUUAAGGGCCGAUAGCCCAAAAGUAACAGAGCCAGCACCUGAGCUUGCUGCAGCACAGAGGAAAGGAGAUUUUAAAGUGACAACUCUUCAGUCAAAUUUAACACAUACAGCCUCGUACAAGGAGAAUGACAUAAAGCAGCACCAGAAAGUAGAAACGGGCCAAUUGGAGGAGCAGCUGGGAUCUGCAGUCGGGGCAGCGCAUGCUCAGCUCCAGAGACAACAGGCAACCGAUGGUUCCCAAGAUCAGCAAGGAAAAUGUCUUUUGAGCCCUAGAAGUUUAGGUAGUACUGAUUCUGGUUAUUUCUCUCGUUCUGAAAGUGCCGAUCAAACGAUGAGCCCACCAGCUCCUUUCGUAAGGGCUUUGUUGACCUCUGAGAAAGAUCCAAAUAAAAACCUGCCCUGUGUGCCACGAGCAAGUGGCGUUGUAGCAUCAGUGGUACAAACUGUUUGUGCCGAAAAAAAUAUGAUUCUUUCUGGCCAAAUGCGGCCUCCCAUGGCAACCAAAACCCUUGAGGAGCGUAUCUCAAAGUUAAUUUCUGAUAAUGAAGCUGUUGUGGAUGACAAACAGUUGGAUAGUGUGAAACCAAGAAGAACAUCUCUUUCGAGAAGAGGCAGCAUAGAUUCACCAAAAUCCUACAUAUUUAAAGACUCUUUCCAGUUUGAUUUAAAGCCCAUGGGAAGAAGAACUAGCUCAAGUUCUGAUAUACCAAAGUCUCCUUUCACACCCACUGAGAAAUCAAAGCAAGUUUUUCUUCUUUCUGUACCGUCCCUUGACUGUUUACCUAUAACACGAAGCAAUUCCAUGCCUACUACCAGUUACUCAGCAGUACCUCCAAAUGUGAUACCUUCCUCUCAUCCCCUUCGAGGAAGUCAGUCGUUUGAUGAUAAAAUUGGCUCUUUAUAUGAUGAUGUUUUUGUAUCAGGACCUGCUACUCCACUGAACCAAGGUGGACAUCCUCGGACCCUUGUUAGACAGGCAGCAAUAGAAGAUUCUUCUACGGGUGAAAGCCAAGUUCUUGGACCAGCACGAUCUGUAGAAGAAAGUUAUCUGGGGUGUAAUGUGUCAAAUGAAUCUUUGUUGCAAAGGAGCAAGUCCCUAGCACAGGGAUCAAAUUUAGAAAAAACAAAGAAGUCCCCUCAGGUGCGAGGAACAAUGUUUGAGUGUGAAACCUGCAGAAACCGAUAUAGAAAACUGGAAAAUUUUGAAAACCACAAGAAAUUUUAUUGUUCCGAGUUGCAUGGACCUAAAACUAAAGCAGCAAUCCGAGAGCCUGAGCAUAAAACUGUUCCGAACAGUACACAGCCUCAGAUUCUACACUACAGAGUUACUACUUCAACUGGCGUCUGGGAGCAGACACCUCAGAUAAGAAAAAGAAGAAAAAUGAAAAGUGUUGGUGAUGAUGAUGACCCACAGCAAAAUGAUACGAGCGUACCAUCAAAAAACACAGAAGGCCAAAGCAAGCCAGUUAAUUCCUCCAGUCUGUCAAAACACAGUGCGACAACAGUGGUAGGAUCACAACAGCCAAGCAACCUUCUGCUUCAAAGUUCCCAAAUUCAGCUUGUGGCUCGAGGCACAGAUCAGACUCCCGAGCCAAAGAUGGCUCCGCUCAUUGAAAAGCAGGCAAGCUCAGCCGUGCAGGAAAAGGUGGAGUUGAAAAGACAAGGGACUGGCAUUUCAGUAAUACAGCACACCAAUUCCCUGAGCAGAAACAGCUCGUUUGAGAAAUCAGAGUCAUUUGAACGAGUAUCACCAGUUUCUUCUCAAGAGUCCAACAAGGUUGCAAAGCACCGCACUGUGAAUACAGUUGUCAUCCAAGAGGACAGACAUUCUCAUGUCAAUGCUCCCCAGCAUCAUCAACCCCUGUCGUCUGAAGCGCUUCGAGGGGAAGUUCAGGGAAGCCAAAUGGUUUCCAAUGAGAGAAGCGCACCGCUUCAGCCAUCGAGGCUUGUUCGCCAGCAUAACAUCCAGGUUCCUGAAAUACUGGUCACAGAAGAACCUGACAGGGAACAGGAGAACCAAUGCAGCGAUCAGGAAAAGACGGAGAGGUUUAAUUGGCCACAGCGCAGCGAAACGCUGUCAAAAUUGCCAACAGAAAAGCUUCCACCCAAGAAGAAAAGAAUUCGCUUGGCUGAAAUGGAGCAUUCGUCCGCCGAAUCGAGCGUCGACUCCACGCUUUCCAGAAGCCUCAGUCGGGAGAGUAGCUUGUCUCAUGCCUCCAGCUUCUCGGCUUCACUCGAUAAAGAUGAAACUUCGAAGGCUGAGAACCCCCCCAAAGCAGAGCUCGUUAGUAAGUCAUCAGAGUUCCUCAUGAUUCCCGCUGGCUCCCACGCGCUGGCUGUGCCCGGCCCUCAUUACCGGGAAAUGAGACGUGCCGCCUCAGAGCAGAUCAGCUGCACGCAGCCGUCCAUGGAGGUUGUGGACUACAGGAGUAAGUCUUUUGACUGUGGAAGCAUGUCUCCCUCCAAACCUGCCUCACUCGUAGAGAUAGCUGCUCCGAAAGUGUCAUCUGCAAAUGGAGUUACUGGACAUGUGCCUCUACUAGAAAGGAGGAGGGGGCCAUUUGUAAGACAGAUAUCUUUAAAUAUCGCUCCAGAAAGUCAUCAGCCUCAAGUUAAAUCGACUUCCUCAUUUCAGACGGCUCAUGCCGCAGACGUGCCCGCAGUGCCGUCGCACAGGCUGCAGACCUCCGGCACUUCUUCCGUGGAGUUUCCAUCAAGCACUCAGCAUUCACAGACUCACUCCAGGCCUCCCUCGGCAAUGCAGAAUUGUAAUCCUGUUAGCCUGUCUUCGGUUCAGCAGCCUCUAGAUCACGUGUUGAAUAAUCAAGGACAGCCAUCCUCCACACAUCAGCCUUCCCAGACGUCUACUAAAACGUCAGCCCACGGGACACAAGCGAGCACAUACACACUUUCCGGUCAUCCCGAUGAAAAGAAGGAUUGUUUUGCUCCGAAGUAUCAACUUCAAGUAAAAACAUUACAUAUAGGUCAGCCAUACUCUUCUAAAAUGCUAAAAAAUACUUCAUCGACUCAGACAGUUCCAGGUCAAGUUGGGGUGGACCAAAAUGCAUCCUCCUUUGAAUUGCAGACUAAACUGUCUGACAUGUCUAACCCAUACUCCGUGCCUCCUCUAAAGCAGAUUGUCCCUAAUAACUGCAGCAGUCAGAUACAUCCGAUUCCUCCUUUUGUGGUUCCCGUCCGUAUUCACAGCAGCGUGCCCUCCUAUGGCUUUGCGACUGUUACACCCCUCCCUCACAUUCUAGUGACCCAGGAUCAGGUAAAUCAAUCUGUUUGCAAAACAAAUGUCGCGACAGUGCCAACACUUGAAGGCAAAACUCAGCUGCCAAAAUCUCACAAAGAUCAUCAGAGGACUUUGCCAAAUUCAUUUGAAUUUGAAAAUUCCCUACCAGAAAGCGGAACCAGAAAUUCACCUUUGUCAAGCUCUUUGAAUAUUAUACAGAAAGUGCCAGUUAGUGGACUCUUCCCUCAACAAGAAGCUACAGCUUCAAGUAAACGAAUGCUUUCCCCAGCCAACAGUUUGGACAUUGCCAUGGAAAAACAGCAGAAACGAGUCAAAGAUGAGAGUGGAGCUGCCUGCAUGACAGAUGCCAGACCACUGCAUUCACUGAACGUUAGAUCUAAUGACCCUACCAGUAAGCAAAAGAAACCAGUUUUGGUAAGACAGGUUUGCACCACAGAGCCCCUUGAAAAUCACCUCUUAGAUCCUGAUGGUGUUACACAGCAUGAAAAAAGCAGCAAAGCUGGUACUUCAGACCUGCUGUUGCCUGACCGUCAUUCCUCUGACACUGGGGCUUCAGAAGCCCUAAAGGAGUCACCAGAAUCUGAAGACCUUAAGUCUUCAGCAUCGCCAGUGUUUGCAGUUAGAAAACCAUCCGAAUUGUCUCCCGUGAAUAAUCAGAGUUCCCUUCUCAAGGCUGUAAGCAGCAGCCAAGAAAGAAGGUCCCCAAGUAACAGUAAUGAGAGCAAGCACAUCAGUAGCCAGGGCCAAGCAAAGCCUGUAGCUACACUGGCUGCGAUGAACGCAGGAGAAAUCCAGAGGUUGUCGUUCCCAAGCCUCAAGACCUCAACGAGUUUCACCUGGUGUUAUCUCUUGAAGAGAAAACCAUUGCACCUGCUGCAAAACGAUCAGAAGAUCUCAGCCUAUUCUACCUGGACCAUUAGUCCCAACAAUCCCAAUCCACUUGGUUUGUCGACAAAGGUAGCUCUCUCCCUCCUCAAUUCAAAACAAAAAGUUGAAAAACCUCUGUACACUCAAGCCAGAACUACUCACCCCAGAUCCGAUGUAUUGGUCUAUUCAAGCAAGUGGAAGAACAGCUUAACCAAGCGAGCGUUAAACAGAAAAAAAUUGACUGCAGCUGAAUUCAGCAAUAAGGAAAACUCUGAAUCAAGCACUGAGCAUGAUAAAGAGAACUCCUUUGUCAAAACUGAACCAAGAAGAGUUAAAAUAUUUGAUGGAGGGUACAAAUCAAAUGAAGACUAUGUGUAUGUUCGGGGGAGAGGCAGAGGGAAGUACAUCUGUGAGGAAUGUGGGAUACGUUGCAAGAAGCCCAGCAUGCUGAAGAAGCAUAUUCGCACACAUACCGAUGUCCGUCCUUACCAUUGCAAUUACUGCAACUUUUCCUUCAAAACUAAAGGAAAUUUAACAAAACAUAUGAAGUCAAAGGCACAUAGCAAGAAAUGCAUGGAUUUGGGAGUCUCGGUAGGCUUAAUAGACGACCAGGAUGGAGAAGAAGAAUUUGGUGAGAAGCAAAGAUUUGGGUAUGACCGGUCAGGAUACGAUGUGGAGGAGUCCGAUGGUGCGGAUGAAGAUGAAAAUGACAAUGAAGAUGAUGAUGAAGACAGUCAGGCUGAGUCAGUCCUGUCCACAACCCCCUCGGUGACGGCCAGCCCCCAGCAUCACCCCUCUCGGCACGGCCUGCAGGACACCCCCAGCGCCGAUGAAGACAUCAGACUUCCAGACUGUUUUACUGGGGUUCACACGGACUCGAUGGAUGGGCUGCCAAAAGCGCUGCUGACGAAGAUGACCGUCCUUAGCGCGGUGCAGUCUGUCAGCAGGACCUCCAGGUCACCAGCAGAAUUCACCCACCAGGAAGCACAUGAGGAUAAAGCCCAGGAGAGGGGAGCGGGUCCCCAGAGUGGUAGCGCAGCGCUGGCAGACGUCCCUCCUACAUCUCCAGGUCGCCAGAUGUCUGUGGAUUACCCCGAUCCAGAAGCAGCCUUGGGCCACUCCUUACUAUCAACUGCAGCUCUUACAAAGAGCACGCCCUCCGUCAGCUCUCCCUCCUCGCCGGUGGACAGCAGCCUGCCGACCACAGCACCGUCCCCCUACGCCGAAAUCCCGGAGGAGAGGCUGGCCGGGUGCCCGCAGCAGGCCGCCGAGCUGAGGGCUCCCCAGACUCACCUCUUCAGCCACCUCCCCCUCCACUCGCAGCGCCAAGCCAAGGCGCCCUACGGCACGGUGGCACCGCUCGGGGGGAUUCAGGUGGUCCCCGCCGGCCUGGCCACCUAUUCCACCUUUGUCCCCAUCCAGGCGGGGCCGGUGCAGCUCACUAUCCCCGCCGUCAGCGUGAUUCACAGAACUACCAGCGCCCUCGGCGAGACGGGUGGCGCGGCCGCUGGCGCCGCCGCCAACCCCAUGGGGAUGGCCGAGGUGAACAGCGUGGUGCCCUGCAUUCCCAUCGGCCAGGUGAGCGUGCCGGGCAUCCAGGGCCUCGGCCCGCCCGGCCUGCAGCCUCUGCCGCCGCUGGGCAUGGAGACGGUGAACAUCUUGGGCCUGGCAAACACCAACAUCGCCCCGCAGAUGCGGCCUCCGGGAAUCACCCUCAACGCCGUGGGCCUGCAGGUUUUGGCCCCGCAGGGCAGCCCCAGCCCGCAGGCCCACAUUCCUGGCUUGCAGAUACUGAACAUCGCCCUGCCCACCCUCAUCCCCUCCGUCAGCCCCCUGGGCGCUGAGGGGCAAGGAGCCUCCGAGGCGCCCGCCUCAGGCAGCGAGGCCCAGCCGGAGCCAGCUCCCGUUGGCUUCCCCGCCGCUGAGGUCGGCCAGGCCAGCAGGGCCACUUCUCCUCCUCCUCCUCCUCCUCCUCAGCGGUACGGCGGGAAGAGCCAUCCCGAGCCCACCCCACCGCUGACCGACAGCCCGGGGAAAGGGGAUCCCGAAAAGACUGACCUCGUGAGCCCCGCCAAGCCAAAGCGCGACGUCCCUUCCCUCCCGGCGAAGAGGGCUGCCCUGGCCGAGCCCCGCUCCAAGGCGAGUCCCGAGGCAUUAACCAAGUCCUCCCCGGUCCACCGAACUGUCUCCCCGGACAGACAGGUGUUUUGAAGACAUCAGGGUCAAGAGAUGGAAGUGGUAUCUUGGAGAAUGCCAAAACAACAGAUAUGUCAUAAAGAGGAAUGUUAAGACAUAUGUCACUUGUGUUUCAGAGCAAGAGCUCACACACCUAAUGCUGAUUAAUUCUGCUGGACUGAGUAACUGGCUCCCCUGUGGAUAUCCUGUUUUCCUGUGAAUCAUCAUUCCUCCUUGAGACAUCCUCCAACUCAGAUCAAAGAUCCAGAACGUAUUAGAUAUGAAGACAUCAGACAGCUUAAACAGAUUAGAAAAGACAUACACAAAGAAAAGCAACCCCAUUUCUCCCUCCUGUCCUGCUGAAAAUUGGCAUGGUGAACACAAUCCUAAGCAAUAAAAGAAACAGUAGGCAGAAAAAAGGAGAGGCUCUGGAAGUUGCUUAGUUUAUCCAGAGUUUUCUACAAAUUAUCCUUUCAAAGUAUUUGCAAUUUUGUACUUACUUAGUUCUCCCUUUCCGUUGGAAACUCUUCAGGAUAGAUCCUCAUCUGAUGGAAGAUGACACCCGCAAGCUUCAGCAGAGCUGCACCAACUGCACGGCGGAGGACUUGGUACUAUCCAUUUAACUAUUGAGCCUUGCCUACAAACACACAAAUUAAAGGAACAUGAAAACACAUGAUCUGGUUUUUUUCAAGUUUAUGCAGUCUGUUGUGUUCUUGAUGGUUUUCGUCGAUUUUCCAUUUCAAUAUUUGAACAACUGAAAAGAUUCUGUACCAGUGAAAUGCCAAAACCUAAGGUCAAGAGGUCAAACUAGAUUACCUUAAUAGUCUCUUCUCCCCUUACAAUCUUUGAACACAGGUUUUAUCUGAUAAAGCAGUUAAAGCUGAAACCAUGACAAAUCUUCAUUUCAGCACCAUUUGAUCUUGAAGAUUGCACAAAUAAUUAGUCUUUUAAGAUUCUGAACUUUUUAAAAAUAGAUUUUUAAACUCUCCUUUUAAUGGGUGUCUUUUAAUCCUUAUGUUUAAGCAUAAGAGCCGUGUUUGAUCCAAGACACUGGACAAUGUGUUUGGAUAGCUGGAGAGCCAUUUUUAUGGGAGUGUCUGAACAACAUACUGUGUUUUUUCAAGAAGUUGUUCCUCCACUCAGUGGAAAUAGCUGAAUGAAGGACCACAGGACUGUCCUUUUUCUGUCAUUAAGCUCAAAUAAAAGGAAGAUAAAAUGCGUUGCUCUUACAUCUUAGAGUGGAUUGUAUCUGGCUUUUAGUCCUGGACUUCAAACUCUUCUAUUAGCCUUUUGUGCUUGGAAGGGAAAAGAAACACUUUGAACCUUACCCACUGUGAAUGGUCACUGGAAAGCAAUGGAGGAAAGAAUACCCAGCAGGAAUAUGCUCUGCAAAUGCUCAGCAAAAUCAUUAGAUCUGAAUAUUCUUAAUCAAUGAGGUUUUGGCAGAAUUAAGAGUGUUUUUUUUAUCUAGCCUAUAGUUUGUCCAAGUCCCUAGGUGGGGUUCAGCUGUUUAUAUUUUCUUUGAGGAAAAAUGUCAGCAAGGUCUGAUCCUGACUUGUUCUCUGCCUCCAAAAAACCCCCAAUGUGGGAGUAUCAGCAUGUGGCACAGUCAUGGGAGGCACAUGAACACAGCUGUCAGGGCCACCACAACUCUCCAAGGGAGGUGGGACUGGGUUUGAAGGAAUAAGGGCCAAAUAAUGUGAAAAAGAUCCGCCUUCUGCAUAGAGACAGAAACCCUAUUGCUUAGUCCUGAGGAGAAAUGGAUACUCUUUUCAUUUUUCAUAAUCCAUGGUAUUCCUGUCUUUUUCCUGAUCUUAUGCCUUUAGUUGGACCCAUGUAUGCAAUGCACAUGAAAUCAGCGAUGCACCACAAACAACGACUGAUAAGGUCAUUUUCCAACACUCGAGAGAAAGAGGAACUGUUGGUGUAGCCAGUCUGGAAAGCAGUUUUGAGGUGCCAGGUAGGCAUGCCAGAACACGUGCUUGAAACUUCACUAGCCAUGUAGGAUAUUAUAUCCCAUCCUUAGCCUCAUCUGAUGGCAUCCAGGGCAGCAGUGAGGGAGCUGAGGACUGACAGCAUUUUAAACAGGUGCCACCUAGUGCCUUGAAUGAGUUCAAACUCUCACUUCAU